AUGUUUAGUCAUCCUGGCUUUGACCAUGUUAAUGACGAAUCUAUGCUGGAUGCUCAUGGCAGUGUCCUACUGAUCCUCCCAAUAUUAGGAUUCGUCGGGCAUCUCAUAUACAAUAAAUAUGCAUACGGCAUCUCCAGUAUCCCCGGCCCAUUCUUCGCGGCGUACACAGAUCUCUCGAGAUUCCUUGUCGUUUGGGGACGCCGUCCCGAACGUAGACACGUGGAGCUUCACAAGAGAUACGGUCCAUUGGUGAGAUUGGGCCCGAAUUGUGUCUCUGUGUCGGAUCCAGCAGCUAUCAAGACCAUCUACGGGCUGGCGUCGGGAUAUGUUAAGGUAGGCCCUACGCAGAGAAGGCUACAGCCUAGCCUCUCAAGACAUUUGUCGAAGAUGACCAAAGGGAGACGUUGGCUAACUACCUCCUACGAAGGAAAACAGUCUUCUUUCUAUACUGUCCAACAACAGGCUGUAUCUCGAGAUGGACAUCUAUUGCAGGGCAUGUUCAACACCACGGACGAACAGUACCAUGCUAUGCUGAGACGAGCCGUGAACAACGCAUAUGCAAUGAGUACACUCGUGCAAUUCGAGCCAUUGGUAGACUCGACAACGACCGAGUUUUUCAAACAACUCACACGUCGCUAUGCCGAUAGGUCAGACCAGAUCUGUGACUUGGGCGAGUGGCUACAAUUCUACGCUUUCGAUGUGAUCGGAGAGCUCACUUUCUCCAAGAGAUUGGGUUUUGUCGAGCAUGGCACUGAUGUGGACGACAUCAUCAGCAAUUUGGAAAGUGCUCUAGGGUAUUUCGCUGUGAUCGGUCAAAUCCCCAUGCUCGACAAACUGCUAAUGAAGAACCCCAUUCGGAUGUAUCUCAGCCGGUGGGGAGUCAUCAACGCGACAUCUCCCGUAGCAGUGUUCGCGAAGAGCCGCAUGUCCAGCCGUCUCACGGGGCUGGAAGAGAAGCCACCGGGAACACCUUGGACGAAAUCCAGUACCGACACGAGCACGCGAAGAAGAGACUUCCUCUCCCGCUUCCUCGAAGCCGGCGACAAAGACCCGGCAUUCAUGACACCGGAGCGAGUCCUGUCCCUGACGUCCGCCAACGUCUUUGCAGGGUCCGACACGACGGCCAUCACGCUGCGGGCCAUCUUCUACUAUCUCCUCAAGAACCUUCACACACUUGGCGCGCUGCGUAAGGAGAUCGCACAGGCAGAGACAGACGGUGUGUUCACACGCGACGACAAGCUCGUCCGAUGGGCGGAGGCCAAUUCGCUACCGUACCUCGGUGCCGUGAUCAAGGAGUCGCUGCGCAUCCACCCGGCCGCGGGUCUGCCACUUGAGCGCGUCGUUCCCCACGGCGGUGCAACCAUUUGUGGGCGAUUCUUUCCCGCGGGCACGAUCGUGGGGUGCAGUGCGUGGACGAUCCACCGAGACCGCGGGGUCUUUGGUGAGGAUGUCGAUGUCUUCAGGCCCGAGCGCUGGUUGGAAGACCCUGUUCGCGCCGCCGAGAUGAACCAGGUGCUGUUCUCCUUCGGUGCGGGCGCAAGAACCUGUGCUGGCAAGAACAUCAGCUACCUGGAGAUGUACAAAUUGGUGCCUGCGAUGCUCAGGACCUUUGACAUUCAACUUGCCUAUCCUGAACGCGAAUGGAAGCUGGACAAUAGAUGGUUCGUGAAGCAGAGCGAAUUCUACGUUCGGCUGACCACGAGAGGCACCAGAAGAUGA
Molecule: messenger RNA, 1719 nt
Organism: Exophiala bonariae
Lineage: Eukaryota; Fungi; Ascomycota; Eurotiomycetes; Chaetothyriales; Herpotrichiellaceae
Exons: 4
Coding region: 1-1719 (572 amino acids)
Molecular function (GO): monooxygenase activity; heme binding; iron ion binding
Source: RefSeq, a predicted model, not a curated record